Messenger RNA from Parascedosporium putredinis, 840 nucleotides. NCBI's taxonomy places the organism in Eukaryota, Fungi, Ascomycota, Sordariomycetes, Microascales, Microascaceae. The record is from the annotation of a GenBank genome assembly.
AUGUCUUUAACAAACUGUCGUUUCUAUGAGGAGAAGUACCCGGAGAUCGAUAGCUUCGUCAUGGUCAAUGUGAAGCAGAUCGCCGAGAUGGGUGCCUACGUAAAACUCCUCGAGUACGACAACAUCGACGGAAUGAUUCUUCUCUCCGAGCUUUCGAGGCGACGCAUCAGGAGUAUCCAGAAGCUUAUCCGAGUCGGACGUAACGAGGUCGUAGUGGUUCUUCGUGUCGACAAGGAGAAGGGAUAUAUUGAUCUUUCCAAGCGCCGAGUAUCAACCGAGGAUGUUAUAAAAUGCGAGGAACGCUACAACAAGGGCAAGAUGGUUCACUCCAUCAUGCGCCACGUCGCUGAGAAGACCGAAGUUCCUAUUGAGGAUCUAUACAAGAACAUUGGCUGGCCCUUGAACAAGAAGUACGGCCACUGCAUCGAUGCCUUCAAGAUCUCGAUAACGAACCCCGAUGUUUGGAAUGACAUCACCUUCCCCAGCAACGCCCCCACCAAGGUCCGAGCGGAUGUCGAGGUCACUUGCUUCGGCUACGACGGAAUAGAUGCUAUCAAGGCCGCCCUCUCUCAGGCCGAGGCGCGCGACACCGCCGAGACGCAGGUCAAGGUCCGACUGAACGACGGCAUCAAGAGGCUUGAAGAGGCCAUUGUCGAUGUCCGGGCUAGCAUCGAGGCGGCGGGAGGAAGGCUAGAGGUCAAGAUGGAACCCAAGGCCGUCACCGAGACUGAUGAUGCCGAGCUUCAGGCCCUCAUGGAGAAGAGGGAGAGGGAGAAUGCUGAGGUCAGCGGUGACGAGAGCGUUAGUGAAAGCGAUGACAACGCCCCCGACACGAUUUGA